Messenger RNA from Apodemus sylvaticus (European woodmouse), 2067 nucleotides. It is a transcript of the gene Kctd17, whose product is annotated as potassium channel tetramerization domain containing 17. The record is from RefSeq and is a predicted model, not a curated record. Lineage: Eukaryota; Metazoa; Chordata; Mammalia; Rodentia; Muridae. The transcript has 7 exons. Gene Ontology annotation, cellular component: cytoplasm; Cul3-RING ubiquitin ligase complex. Bases 29 to 1120 code for a protein of 363 amino acids. Gene Ontology annotation, molecular function: cullin family protein binding. Gene Ontology annotation, biological process: proteasome-mediated ubiquitin-dependent protein catabolic process; protein homooligomerization.
UACUCGCCCGCGGCGUGCGGAGGGAAGGAUGCAGACUCCGCGGCCGGCGAUGAGGAUGGAGGCCGGGGAGGCAGCGCCACCGGUGGGGGCGGGCGGCUGCCCCGGGGGCGGCUGGGGCAAGUGGGUGCGGCUGAACGUUGGGGGUACGGUGUUCCUGACCACCCGCCAGACGCUGUGCCGGGAGCAGAAGUCCUUCCUUAGCCGCCUGUGCCAGGGCGAAGAGCUGCAAUCAGACAGGGAUGAGACCGGGGCCUACCUCAUUGACCGGGACCCCACUUACUUCGGGCCCAUAUUGAAUUUCCUCAGGCAUGGCAAAUUGGUGCUGGACAAGGACAUGGCUGAGGAGGGGGUCCUGGAGGAAGCUGAGUUCUACAACAUCGGUCCUCUGAUUCGAAUCAUCAAAGACAGGAUGGAGGAGAAAGACUACACAGUGACCCAGGUGCCACCCAAGCAUGUGUACCGCGUGCUACAGUGCCAGGAGGAGGAGCUCACACAGAUGGUCUCCACCAUGUCCGACGGCUGGCGCUUCGAGCAGCUGGUGAACAUCGGCUCCUCCUACAACUACGGCAGCGAGGACCAGGCCGAGUUCCUGUGUGUGGUGUCUAAGGAGCUCCACAGCUGCCCACACGGCCUGAGCUCAGAGUCCACUCGCAAGACCAAGAGCACGGACGAGCAGCUGGAGGAGCAGCGGCGGCAGGAGGUGGAGGAGGUGGAGGUGGCCCAGGUGCAGGUGGAGGCGGAUGCCCAGGAGAAAGCCCUGUCAUCUCAGGAUCCCGCUAACCUUUUCUCCCUCCCACCACCGCCUCCUCCUCCUCCGCUUCCUGCUGGAGGUCCUGCUUCAUCUUCAUCCACCUCCUCUUCCUCCUGGAUCUCAUCUGCACCCUGCCUCUUCCCUCUCUGCCCCUGCCCAGGUUUCCUCUCCGCCUGCUCCCGUCUCCACCCUGGGGCUGCCCUAGUCCCAGUCUCCCGAGCCCUGUCCCCAGGCCCCCUCGCCCUGCAUCCCCAAGCAUCCUGCCUGCCGCCUCCUUCGCCCCUUCCGGCCCCUCCUGCCUCCUGGCCUGGGGAGGAGGGGCGUGGCCGCAUCUGCUCUUUGUCCUCCAACCCUGCAGAGCACCUCUGAGGCUGGCCUUGGCCGCAGGCCCCACUCUUCCCACCUGCCUCCUCACGUUUCCUCCUUGCAGGUCCCUGUCCGCACCCUCCCAGACCCAAGCCUGAGCUUGCAGUGAGAGCUCCUCGGCCCCGCGCCCGCCCCCAGAGCUGCCGCCCCUGGUUUGUAGCCUGGCAGAGCUGGCGGGAGGGGCGGAAGCAAGGAGGGUGCUCAUAUUUUUAUCUUUGGACUCGAGCCGAUUUUUGGCUGAUUCUCUCCACCCACCAAAGUCUCACAACUUAUCUGGUCCUUGGGGUGAGGCCCAGAGAACUGACAGAGUCCAGAGGUGGAGACUCUCACACUCAGCACUGGAGCCAGGCUGGGGAGGGGAGGACCAGCCGCGGGCCUCUGCCACACCCCGCAUGUUUAGAAGCUCCUGCAGCACUGCAUGUGGGUACUGUGUCCCCCUAGUUCUGUGGAGUGGGUGGACAGGCCAUGUGUGGUGUCCCUUGGCUGAGGAGCUGGCAGGAGCCUGCCAAGGAUUGUAGUGUGGCAGGAAAAACAUCUGCUCUCUGACUGGCUGACCAUAGCCUUCAGACAGCCUCAGCUCCCUGUGUGACCUUGGGCAAGUCACCGCCUCUCUCUGGGCCACAGUUGGAUUCUAAGAUGGGGGUGGACAGCUGUUUCCAGUGUCCCCUUUUUACCUGGGACAGCAGUGAUCUGCCGCCCAUCCCUGCCCUGCCACCAGGCUGCCACCACCAGCUUCUCCCCUCCUCCGUUCUGACUCCACCUCCUUUGGGCCGCAGCCCCACCCCCCUCCAGAGCCAGCCUGGGACUCACUUGCCUUUUUCUCUCCCUCUCUCCCUCCCUCCCCCCACUCUCCCCAACUUUCCUGUCCUGGCAUUACCCUGUCCUCACCCCCACCCCCCACCCCUGGAUUUCUGACCCCCUUUCCUCUCCCUCUGUCCCCCCCCCCUCUU